CGUAAGUUUUGUUCUCCGUAUCCUCUGUCAGCGGUCCCUUUGCUCCCAUCCAUGUGGCCAAGGGUGAUUGAGGAUGUCGCUCAAGGCGUCACAAAUAUUGCCGCGUAUUCAAUUUGUUUUAUUGUUCCACUUGUGAUUUUUAUUUCUCCCAUAAAUCCAGCCAAGGCAGCUCAGGACUUUGCUGCCUUCAGGCUUCAGCAUUUUGAUUUGCAUGGAACGCGCUUGGGCGCUAUACAUGCCGCACUCUCGUGUGAAGCUCAAACCCUGGGAUUUCGUCUUAUCGGACGGAAGUGUCUAUUAUUGCGUCUUUCUGAAGUGACUAUUGAACUUGUAAAAGAUGCUGCUUCUCGUAACUCAGGUGGUAUCAUCAUUAUAUUACCAUCAGGCCCUUGGAAUGACACUACCAAAAGACAUUUUCUCCAUUUAGAGCGAGAAUUUAUUUCCGAGGAGUUUGGUGUUCCUAUAUAUUUUGUAAAGGAAAACAGCGCACUAAGAGAUAUAUACUCAAAUGUCAGGCACAUUACCCAAGUUGACCAGGGUCAUUCAAGGAGUUAUGCUCUUAUGAAUGCAAUUUGGUCGACUGGCUACCGAUUUUCAAUAACUGCCCCGCCCUCUAUGGAAUUUGUUAAUCACGAAAUCUUUACGAUUGAAGGGAAGUUGAUGGGCUCUAAUAGAGAUUCGCCAAUAAUUGCGAUUGUUGCGCAUUAUGAUUCCUUCGCUCCGGUUCCGGUUAGUCAUUCCUACUUUAUUGGUUCUCAGGCCUUAUCUUUUGGGGCUGACUCAAACGGUAGUGGAGUCGUUAUUUUGCUUGAAUUAGCACGAAUUUUCAGCAGGUUAUAUCAUUCUUCUCUUACUCAGCCGAAUUUUUCCUUAUUGUUCUUGCUCACCGGAGGUGGCAAAUUUAACUAUCUAGGCUCUAAACAUUGGCUUGAAAAUAACUUAAACGAUUUAAAUGGAUCAGUAGUUCAAGUUAUUUGUCUCGAGGGCCUGGGGAAAUAUGUACAUUCUUCUGGGACUGAUGGAACUUACUUUAAUGAAACUUUGUUUGCUCAUGUUUCUCGGACCCCCAAAGAAGACUCCUUGGGAUAUAAAUUUAUCAAAGAGCUGCAAUUUUCCAACUUACUACACUCAAAGAAUUUCAAAGAUGCCCACCAAUACUCUUCAGAUUCGUUGCAGACUAAUGAAAAUUCAGUUCGUGUCGUGCACAAAAAGAUUAAUUUAAACGAUGAAUUGCUUGCUUGGGAGCAUGAACGAUUUGCUGUCCAUCGUCUAGCUAGCAUGACGCUUUCUAGCAGCUGGCCCGAUCUUGCAAGUGCUUCGCAAUUUCGCCGAUCGGCUUUGGAUACCUUGCCUGGAGCUGGGUGGUCCGAUGACGGCUAUGACAUAAUUGAAUCGGACGUUGGCGUUAGUCCCCAUAUUCUAGCUCGGAAUGCUCGUGUCAUUGCUGAGGCCUUAGUUCGGCUCAUUUAUGAUAUCAACUCAACGCAGUUCGGGACUGUAGAUACCUUGUUAGUUUCACAAUCGUGGAUCACUGAACAGACCUCAAGUGGCCUUCUCGAUCUUCUCUUGCGUCAACCCCGCGCUACGCAGUUCUUCGGUCCAUCUGUCGAGUUAAUACCACCACACGAGGCUGCGCCCUCACCUUCAAAGAAAUCUGGAAACCAAGCUAUUUUCUCUAAUAAUGACCCUUUCCUUGACUCAGGUGAUGUACAACCUAACUUAGGCUUUCGAUCACCAGCUAACCGGCUGACUGCCUAUUUGGACAAUGACGUUGCGAGUGAUCUGCUCGUUAGCCUCCAAAACUAUUUUACUACUUAUUUAUCUGAGAUGCGUCUUCUUAGACAACCUGUGCUGUCCUUUUACGGCUCUGGCGAACAGGGACGGUCUGGUAGACCAAGUGCAGCUGCAUUAACAUCAGCUUCUGCAGGUGAAGAAGUUGGUGUGCCCCUUGGAAGCUCAGUGGUCCUCACAUCCGCUGCUAGGGCCGAAUAUAACAUCGUGCUCUACUCCUCGGUCGCGCCGUCCGUGCUUUAUGCUUACAAGUAUGAUAACCUAAUAAUUUUGUAA
Protopolystoma xenopodis is the source of this 2067-nucleotide messenger RNA. The record is from the annotation of a GenBank genome assembly. NCBI's taxonomy places the organism in Eukaryota, Metazoa, Platyhelminthes, Monogenea, Polystomatidea, Polystomatidae.